GACCAGCAGAGUCUAGAGAGAUACCCAUCUUUUUUUUUGUGCCCCAGAAACCAAGUCCCAAUCACACAUAUUCAAAAUGCUGAAGUGGACGGCAUCGGCGCAGCGCCUGAACGAGAUUCCCGUGCAGCAGGAUCAGCAUCAGCAGCAGGAUGCGAGUGAGACGACCCAGCGGAGGCGACUCCAGAGGCGGCAGCGCCGUCAGCGAAGGGCCACCAUAGCCAACAAGGAGAAUGUGCCCGACACAGUGGGCUACACCUCCACGCCUGUGCCCAUUGGACGGCGACUCAACAGUCCCUUGGUGCUGGCACCCCUCUCUGAUAUACGCAAUGUUACGCCGGAGGCGGUGGCCAGGAGCCAGGCGGCGCCUCAGCGGGUCCAGAGCGUGCGCUAUGCCGCCACCUUGCCGCGCUUUGCCGAGGAUUACUCGCCCAACGGCCUGCCCAGUGGCCAGCACUUGGCGCUGAGGGGUCUGGCCGCGCUGGAUCCCUUUGUGGGUCAACCGCGCUACAUUGUGGGAUCGGGAGCGGCGGGAGUCAGCCAGCUGAGGCAGCGCAAGCUGGACGACGACUUUGCGGCCACCUUGGAGCCGGAGGUGCCCGAGGUCGAGGUGCCCGUGCCGGAGCCCUCCACCAAGUUGGGAGCGCGUCCCAGCACUCCCCAGCCUGCUUCCACGCAAAUGGGCGACCAGACUUUGGACCGCCUCAUCGAUGCCAUCCUGGACUCCGCCUGCAAGGCCGAUGCCAGCAGCAAGAAGAAGCCGCGGCGAUCCACCUUCAAUCUGCGCAGGCGGACCUUGGUGAAGCAAAUGGAGUCGCAGUGCCCCCAGGAGGUGCUGUCGCCGUCGUACGCACCUGGCGAUGAUCCGGCCGCGGAUCUGAGCUUCGGCCUGGUGCCCCUGCCCAUGCAGAACCUGAUGGCCACCCCGGAGCCAGCCUCUCCGUUGGCCAAGAUUCCGCACAACAUGCUCAUCCAACUGGCCACUCCGGCGCCCUGCGACAACACCUUCUGCCUGGAGACGCCGGUGAAGGCCCUGAAGAGGGGCCGCAAGGAGACCAUCGCCAAGGAGUCGCCCAUCAAGCGCUACAAGGUCGACGAGCGCAACUACUUCGAGGUGGGAUUGGCCCUGCCCUCGUCCAUAUAUGUCUAGCAGAGGUCCUUCGAGAGGAAUCCCACAAGGAAAGUGGGGAGAAGAGAGCGAGCACGCUGACAAACGGGGGGAAAACGCUUAACAUGACGCUUAUCUAG
Drosophila biarmipes is the source of this 1245-nucleotide messenger RNA. RefSeq lists its product as uncharacterized. The transcript has a single exon. NCBI's taxonomy places the organism in Eukaryota, Metazoa, Arthropoda, Insecta, Diptera, Drosophilidae. The record is from RefSeq and is a predicted model, not a curated record. Bases 77 to 1147 code for a protein of 356 amino acids.